Planococcus citri (citrus mealybug) is the source of this 985-nucleotide messenger RNA. RefSeq lists its product as uncharacterized. The transcript has 5 exons. The record is from RefSeq and is a predicted model, not a curated record. Lineage: Eukaryota; Metazoa; Arthropoda; Insecta; Hemiptera; Pseudococcidae. Bases 168 to 644 code for a protein of 158 amino acids.
AUUCUUUUCAUGUCUUUUCUUACAAAUCCAACUAAAUAACGUGUUCUCCUGCAGUAUCCAAGUGUCGUAGGUAGACAUCAACUUUUUUUAUUCUGAGUUAUAUACCUAUCUAGUGUUUUUGAAGACUGAAUUUUAAAUCUCAGUCAUCUGUAUUUCAAAAUACAAAAAUGAUGCGACAUUCAUCCGUUUUACUCACGAUAUUGAUUGCAUAUUCAGCAUAUUCUUUUGGAGUGAUGAUCCCUUAUUCAAAUAAUACUAAUCUCUAUUUCUCCGCGAAAGAAAACAUCAGUAUUACUUGUUCUGGUACAGAUGAAGUCACAUGGACGACUUCAUUUACGCUGAAAAAAGGCUACAGUAAACACAGAAUAAUAGCGGAGACCCCGUACAGAAAAAUCCUUCAAAUAAAAAACGCUUCACUCAUUAAUGUUGGGAUACACGAAUGUGUUUCGAAGAAGAACAGAAAUGAGUUCAUGAGGAUUUUUCUGUAUCCUGAUAAGUCCUGUUACCGAGAUAAUGGAACCCACAACUUUGCCACAGUUUCAAUUUCAAAUUCAGGGGAAGUUCGCGAGGAAUUUUACGAUGGUGAUUCACUUACUGUCAUCAAUGGACGGCCUAUGGGACAAUCGCGCAGACCUAUUGUUUGAAGAAAAAAAUUGUAGGACAUUUGAGCACAGUUGUACUAAAUAACAAUGAGUUCAUCAAAUUGAUGAAUGAAGAAAGUGAUGUUAAAUUAUUCACGUCUUUAAUUAAUCAAAAACUAUAUGACAUUACACUUAAUAUAGGUAUUAGGUACCUAUAGGUCUAAUGAUAAGUAAGUUUUUAUACCUAUUCGAGUGUAAAAUCAUAUAGGUACCUAUAAAUUUACUCAACUAUAAUUAAGUCUGCAUGUAACGGCAUGUUUUAUUGCACUAAUCUUACUCGUAGUUGUCUCGUCAAAUUCAUGAAUUCAAUAAAUAACUUUUGUCAGGCACGUACUUGUAUCAAA